Molecule: messenger RNA, 3672 nt
Organism: Dreissena polymorpha
Lineage: Eukaryota; Metazoa; Mollusca; Bivalvia; Myida; Dreissenidae
Product: carbohydrate sulfotransferase 15-like
Exons: 8
Coding region: 869-1930 (353 amino acids)
Biological process (GO): hexose biosynthetic process
Molecular function (GO): N-acetylgalactosamine 4-sulfate 6-O-sulfotransferase activity
Source: RefSeq, a predicted model, not a curated record
AAUAUUUGCGAUAAUUUAAUUUCUUAACUGUUGAUAGGAUCGUAAUAAAUUUUUGAUGGUAGUUAAAGGUGUGACUUAUAUAUAUUUCUGAAUCUAAUUAACAAGACUUGUUCACACAGUUAAAUGGAUAUAACAAGGAUCGUCAGUUAUAGAUGAAUGGAUUUUAAUCUCUUUGAUGCAUAAUUGUAAUCGUCGCAAACUUCCUAUCAUUUUUCUCACCAUCUGGCCAGUUGACCUAUUCCGAUCAGCGCAUUGGUUCAGCCUUUGAAACUUGCAAUCUCCAUUAACAAUGGAUGUUACUGGAGCAACAAUGCGCCCUUAUCAGGCCUCGAUGGCUGCAAUGUGCUUUCGGAACAUACGGCUUACGGUUGUCGCCAAGUUCACGUUUAUUUGCUUGGUAUUGAUGUCACUAUUCGAAACUGCUUUCAAAUACGACGCAGUGGUCGUCAUACAGACCUACCGGCCGGUCAACAUUCAAGGGCAAGAGACUGAAAAUGGCGUGACGGGUCUGUUCCGAACAUUGAAUACUGACGAAUUCGCUAAAAGUAUAUCAGUGCUAUUAAAAGUUACGCGAAACAAAAAGACAUUUACUAACCAAUCGGUGGAUGAACAGCCAAAGUUCAAUAAAAGCAUCGAUGUAGCUAAUACGAAAGCAAACGGUUUUAACACAGUUAUGUUCAAAACCUUUGAGUCGCAGACAGAAGACGUGACAAAAGUUUAACAAACGGACCGGAAUGUUCUUAACACUGAUCACCGUGUUCCUCUGACAGUGGCGGAAAUCUUGCGGAUAGGGUCCAAGCUUCCGGGAAACCUGACAAGGCUGCAGCCACUCGAAUCAGGGGCAAAGGAGAGCCAAGAGUUUCCGGGGAUGCCGGACCCCUGCGUAGGCCCCAACCGUAUAACGGGUGUGGAGGACAUCCUCUGUAUGAAACCUCCGAAGUUCCUACCGGAUUAUAAGAACCCAUGCUGGCAUGAUGGCAACACGUUCCGCUGCCUUCCAUACUUCCACCUGAUAGGGAUCUGCAAAAGCGCAACUUCCGACGUAUUCAAGCGUUUGUACAUGCACCCGGAUAUCAUUCCGAACAGAGGCGUUGGGAAUAAAGAAACCUGGUACUGGUCGUGGAGGCGACUUGACAUAUUGAAAAUAAACGGCACUUUCAACCAAGGAAUGACAUUGAAGGAUUUUACUGAUAAGUUCCGGUCUUCCGAACUUCAAGCCAAAGAUGCCAAAGGCAAACAUAACAAAAUUACUGGUCACGGUGAUCCCAUGGACUUCUGGGACCGAUUCGAAGAUAGAAACACGCCACAGAACAUACCCGGCGCCGACGAGCUACUCUGGACGACGCCAUACGCCGUCCGCCACGUCAACCCGAACGUCAAGCUGCUACUCAUGCUGCGGGAUCCCGUCGAAAGGUUGUUCUCUCACUAUAUUCAUUUGCACUACGGUACCUCGGCACAGUGUUUUCAUGAACACGUGGUGAUUUCCAUCGAACGAUGGAAUAACUGCACUAACUCGCAUACCAUUCGUCACUGCAUUUACGAUCAGCCCUUGUUCAAAAACCUUCCGGCCCCGAUCUUGACGAGCUUCUACAUCGUGCACCUGUUGGAGUGGCUAAAGGUGUUUCCCCGGGAACAGAUUUUGAUUUUCCGGAACGAGGAUUACACGGUGGACAUGAUGGGCACCCUCACGGACAUCUUCCGCUUCUUAGACGUCGGCGUCCCGAGCGACAGCGUUGUCGCCAAUAUGACAGACAUGACGCCCUUCUUCGUGUCGGAGAAGCGGAAGUCGGCCGGGAAAAUACUUCCGGAAACAAAGCGCCUUCUAAUGGAGCUCUAUCGGCCUUACAAUGAGCAGCUCGCAGCGUUCCUAGGGGACGAGAGAUAUACGUGGCGCGACGCUUCGUUUCCCUCCGUAAAGACUGUGAAAUAGUAGUAAUAUAGUACGCGGCAUACAGUCGGUAUAUCUCGUUGGAUAUGAACUAUAUACCUCGUUGAAAACAUUCAGCAUAGCUCGUGGAAUAUCUUCCAUACACCGCGUGAUAUAUAAUCAGCAUACUAUCCAUAUUCGACUUAAGAUACAUUCAAUAAAGCUCACGGAAUGCUAUCCAUAUACCGCGCGGUAUACGGUUGACAUUUUCCUUUGGAUAUUAUCCAUACGCCACGAGGGACGCAGCCAUCAUAGCUCGUGUGAUACUUUUUAUAUUGGACACUUUCCAUAUGCCGCUUGAGAUAACUACGGCAUAGCCCAUGAGUGACUGACAUUCAGUGGGAUACAAGCGGCAUAGCCCGUGGAAUACUACCCAUACCGCGACGGAUACUGUCAGCAUAGCUCGUAUACCGAGUGGAAUAUGGUCGACAAGGCUCGAUGGUACGGUGGCAUAGAGGUGACAUUCACUUCUCUUUUUUUAAAUUGGUCUCCUCUUUUUACUAUCUCGUGGCCACGCGUUAGCUAUGUCGUUGCCACGAGAUAAAAAAAAGGAGUGCAAAACUAAAUAAAAGCGGCGUACAAUUAAAAAAAGAGCGGUGCUUCUCUUUUUUUAAAUUGCUCUUCUCUUUUUUCUAUCUCUUGGCCACGAGUUAGCUAUGUCGUGGCAACGAGAUAGAAAAAAGAGGAGUGCAAAACUAAAUAAAAGCGGCGAACAAUUAAAAAAAGAGCGGUGCAGUAAAUAAAGGCAGAGUGCAUUAAAUAAAAGAGGAGAGAAUUUUCGUCAUCUAGAGAUCCCGAGUUAGUCAGCCAAUCAAAUGUUGCGUAACAUGCGUAAAUAUUCUGUACGCAUAUAUAUAGCUGGUCAAAGCAAGCAAGGCUCUGAUAUAACAUAACAUACUACUAUUAGUACUACUAUUACUGCUACUACUACUGCUGCUGUUGUAGUAUUAACAUUAAGCCCCCAUGUAUUACAAUAGACAUACGGGUUAUCUAAAUGGUUCUGUACUUCUUCUGGUGACUUACCUAGAAAAGCCAUGUCAUCCGCAAAUAACAAUAAAAUUAAGGUUAUGUCGUCUAUAUUAAGGCCAGACAAUGUGCUAUCUUGUAAAAAUAGUUCCAAAUCUUUUACAAACAGUGAAAAAAUAAUCGGGGACAUUACCUCGCCUUUUCUUAGACCGACAGCAUAACUAAAGUAUUCGGAAUAUGAUGUACACGACUUAACACAAGAUUUAACAUUUUCAUACAUAUUCUUAAUUAUUCUCAAUAGUUUACCUUGUACACCAGAUUUAUACAUUUUUAACCAUAAUGCAUUACAAUAUAUACUAUCAAAACAUUUGAGCAAAUCAACGUAUAUAACACACAAACGUUUGUUUUCAUUUAAAAAAUGCUGCACAACAGACAGCAAGAUAUAAACAGCAUCAACACUUGAACAUCCUUUUCUAAAUCCAGCUUGUGCAUCUGAAAUUUUAGCAUUAUCUUCACAAUAGACAAUCAAAUGUGCUAAGUAGCUGCUUAAAACAAUAAACACACUUAUGUCAUUAACUUAAUGCCGUAAGAGGUCCAUUGUGCCAAUUUGGCGCACAUUUUGUGGUCCAGUUUCUGAUACUAUUUCAUUAAAUUUCUAUGUUUAACGAAUCCUUAAGAGAAAAAAUUGAUUAAAAUUUGGUUAAUAGAACAAUAAUUUAUUAUGUCGGACGCUUUGCAAUAUUAUGAAUACAUGUUUGCUCUGCGGUUUGUUUAUAGUU